GUCUUGGCCACCUCGGUUGUUGCCGUCAAGGACAAGACCAAGCGCACGUUUGCCGUGCUGCACCACUACGGUAAAGGACCCCUGACCACCUGCCGUGCCGACCCUAUCAUCAACCCGGGCGUGCCCUCGAGCCACACCCACAUGGUCAUGGGAGCAAGCAACUUCGGCUUCAACGCCACCGGCGAAUCCCUUCGCCAGUCCCGCUGCACCACGGCUCUCCCCAAGGCCGAUCUCAGUGCCUACUGGGUACCGCAGUUGUACUUCAAGGACCCCAUCGAUGGCCACUUCGAGUCGGUCAAGAUGGACUACAUGAACGUCUACUACUUCUUCGAGGCGUCAAACGACGACAUUAAGGCCUUUCCAGUCGGCCUGCAGAUGAUAAGUGGGAACGCCGCGCUGAGGACUCCUCCCCGGACGACGGACGUUUCCAACAUCGACCCCUCUAAGGGGGCCGUCUCGCCCGCCGCCAUCACUUGCCCGCGUAGUGGCUACAACCCGCCAAGCUGGCUUCCCGGCUCGGACGGGACAACAUCCGGCAUCCAGAACGGCAACAACAACGGCGAAGGCAUCGGCUUUCCCCUCCAAGACUGUGACGGACUGUACUCGCCGAUGCGCACCGAUCUCCAUUUCCCCUCGUGCUACAACCCCCAGGCGGGAUUGACCAACUACAAGACCAACAUGCAAUUUCCGGUGGGCGUCUCUGGUGGCAAGAAUGACUGCCCCGCCGGUUGGAUACAUGUGCCUCAGCUGUUCUACGAGAUUUACUGGAACACGCACGACUUUGCGCCACGCUUCAAGGAUCUCCUCGGCAAGGAGAGCCCCUUCGUCUUCGCUAACGGCGACGUUACAGGCUACUCGAUGCACGGAGACUUUAUCGCGGGCUGGGACGAGACUGCACUGCAGCAGAUCAUCGACAACUGUGACGUGGGGACAUCGGGCAUGGACAACUGCCCCGGGUUGAUUGGCGGUCUCAAUGACCGCAGCACGUCGUGCAAUAUCGACUGCCCUCUCACAGAGCAGGUCCUCGGUAGCAUGACCAAGCUUCCCGGAAACAACCCCCUGUCGGGCUACAAGUACGGAACUGGCGCCAGCUCUGGCUCUGCCGGGGCCGGCGCCCCAGCAAGCCAACCUCAGGCGUCGUCACCGCCGAAGCAGUCUCCUCCCGCCCAGACGUCGUCUUCAUCCCAGGCUGCCCCAGCACCCCCCAACACGCCUGCCGCUGGCGUGACCACGACUGUUCUGGACACGACGACGGUGUGGAUGACGACGACGGCUUAUGGAAAGGAUGGCGCUGCGGCGCCGACGGGCGCACCAGCGCCGGGCAACCAGCCGGACGUGGCCGGGUUCAAGUACGCAGGCUGCUUCAAGGACGGACAGACGCGGACACUCAGCGGCGAGAUCCGCCCCAACUUGGGCAAGAUCAGCAAUACCAACUGCGUCACGUAUUGCACGUCCAAGGGCUUCAAGGUAGCGGGAACCGAGUAUGGCGGCCAAUGCUACUGCGGUAACACACUGGCUGGGUCGGCGAAGCUGGCCGAGUCUGCAUGCAGCAUGAAGUGCGAGGGCGCGGCUGGCCAGACGUGUGGUGGUUCCUGGGCGCUCUCCGUCUAUACCAAGGAUGGAACUAUUCCCAGUGCGCCGGCCAAGCGCCACCUGCGCAACCACAUUCACCACCGCAGCAACCCA
Molecule: messenger RNA, 1686 nt
Organism: Lasiosphaeria miniovina
Lineage: Eukaryota; Fungi; Ascomycota; Sordariomycetes; Sordariales; Lasiosphaeriaceae
Exons: 2
Source: RefSeq, a predicted model, not a curated record